AUGAGCGUUGAAACAAAAGAAAUUUCACAAACAGCAAUGGCUCUAGUUUUAGGUAUUCAACAUCAAGUAAAAUAUUAUUUAAGUAAAGUUCAUGUAAGUGAUAAUGAUUUUGAAAAAUAUAAAGGAAAAACAUUACCUGAAUUAAAGAAUGAAAAGUAUAUUUUUAAGACAUAUCCAUUCACUAAAUUCACUAAAAAAGGAGGAAAAGAUAUUUGUGGUCAAAAAGACAAUGAAAUGACAACACCAAAAGAAGUAGGAGAAUAUGUAGCUAAAGAAUAUUCACCAAUGGCAUUUGCAAUUGUUAGGAGAUUUUUUGGAUUAACUCCAGAAUCAAUGAUUGAAUCAAUUUGUGGAGAAGGGAAUUUAACACCACCUAAUCUAGGAUCAGGAAAGAGUGGAUCAUUGUUUAUGUUUACAAAAGAUCAUAAAUUUGUUAUUAAAGUUAUUCCAAAAAGAGAAGAAAAGAUUUUAUGUAAAAUUUUUCCAUUAUACUUCUCUUAUAUUCAAGAAAAUCCACAGACUCUUAUUCCUAGGUUUUAUGGUAUGUUUAGAAUCAAACCACAAAAAGAUGAGGAAUAUCGUUAUGUUGUUAUGAAUAAUCUAUUUCCUAAUGAUAACUUCCCUCUUCAAUAUAAAUUUGAUUUAAAAGGUUCUAUGUAUGGUCGAAAGGCUAACGAAAAAGAAAGAAACAAAAAAUCUCCUUGUUUUAAAGACCUUGAUUUUGUCGAACAAAAAGCUGAAAUACAUAUCGGACCAAAACUUCUUCAACCUUUUAAAGAACAGGUGGAAAAAGAUAGUGGACUAAUGGCUAAAAUGCAUCUUAUUGAUUAUAGUAUGCUUGUUGGCGUUCAUAAUUUAACUGAAGAAGAAUUAGAAGUUGCUUGUAAAAGACUUGGUAUUGAAGUAAAUAAAACAAAAAAAGAAAAAGUUAUAGAAAAUGAUAAAGAAAGAAAACGUGAUGAAAAAGAAGAAGCUAAAGAUCAAAUAAUAAAUACAAACGAUAAUAUUAUAGGAGAACCAGCUCAAAAACAUGAUGAAAGUGGAAGUAAUGAAACUGAAGAAAAAGAGUCUAAGCAAGAAGAGUCUAAACAAGAAGAGUCUAAGCAAGAAGAGUCUAAGCAAGAAGAAUCUAAACAAGAAGAAUCUAAACAAGAAGAAUCUAAACAAGAAGAAUCUAAACAAGAAGAAUCUAAACAAGAAGAGUCUAAGCAAGAAGAGUCUAAACAAGAAGAGUCUAAGCAAGAAGAGUCUAAGCAAGAAGAGUCUAAGCAAGAAGAGUCUAAGCAAGAAGAAUCUAAACAAGAAGAAUCUAAACAAGAAGAGUCUAAACAAGAAGAGUCUAAACAAGAAGAGUCUAAACAAGAAGAGUCUAAACAAACAACUGAAACAGAGACAAAAGAGGAAUCAAAGAAAAGUGAAUCAUCAGUAGCUCUAAGUUCAAUUACAUCAACACAAUCAGUGAGCAAAAACGAAGCAACAGAAACAUCAUCAACCAAAAGUAUAGAAACUACAAAGUCAACAAAAGAAGAGUUAAAGCAAGUAGUUAAACGACCUAGGGCAUCUACAGUAUUUACAGAACAAAGAGUUGAUAAAAACUUAACCAAUAAAGAUUCAGCCUCGUUAACAAAAAGUCGUAAAAAGAAAAGUGAUAAAGUUGCUGAUGCCCAAGAAUUUUUACAGUCAUUAGAAAUACCUAAACCAGCAGACUUUAUUUUUACUGAUUAUGAAGGGGGGUUACUUGCACGAAAUAGUAAAGGAGAACUUACAGGUGAAUUAUAUUAUUUAGGAAUAAUAGAUAUUUUAAUGGAUUAUACAGCGAGAAAAAAGUUAGAAACUGUAGUAAAAGGAGUUGCUGCAGGAGGAGCUGAUCAAGUUUCUAGUGUUUCACCAAGUCACUAUAGUCGCAGAUUUAUUAAAUUUAUUUUAUCAAAUACUAAAUGA
Messenger RNA from Entamoeba histolytica HM-1:IMSS, 1941 nucleotides. Its product is annotated as phosphatidylinositol-4-phosphate 5-kinase, putative. Gene Ontology annotation, biological process: phosphatidylinositol metabolic process. Gene Ontology annotation, molecular function: phosphatidylinositol kinase activity. Lineage: Eukaryota; Evosea; Mastigamoebida; Endamoebidae. The transcript has a single exon. The record is from RefSeq and is a predicted model, not a curated record. The coding region runs from base 1 to 1941 and encodes 646 amino acids.